GGCGAGCGGGCGAUCGGGGCCGAGGCGCCUGCGCGGUGUCCGCGGGGCCCCGAGGCGCGGAGCCAGCCGGGACGGACAUGCGCGCGACGGCGCCGAGGGGAGGGUAUGGAAGCUACUGGCUGACUUAAAAUCCCUGCCGCUUCACCAGUUGGGAGACAUCCCAGAGAAAAGGCACAAUGUCAACAGCCGGCGUGGCUGCUCAAGAGAUUAGAGUCCCAUUAAAGUCUGGAUUUCUGCAUAAUGGCCAAGCCAUGGGGAGCGUGAAGACCUGCUGGGGCAGUCGGAGAGAGCUGGGCAACAACUUCCUAACUCUCGACCCAGUCUCCAUGGCCUGCAGUGUGAACCCCACCGCUCGGAAGCACCUGCCGGCUCUGGGGCACACUUCAAGGUCUGCUCCAGUGAACGGCCACUGCUUUGCAGAAAGCGGCCCAGCAGCAAGACCCAGCUUGCCCCCUCUUCUUCUCGCCCCCAGUGAGAGCUUGGGGCAGCGUGAGGAGGAUCAGAUGGUGUGUGGCAUGAAGAAGCUCUCGGUGAACGGAGCGGGUGCCUCCACUCCUCCGCUGACGCCCGUGAGAGCCUCCCCUUCGCUGCUCCCCUGUGCGGCUCUCGGGGAGCGGGGCUCCAGGCCCCUGCCCCCGCUGCCCAUCUCCGGAGACCUCAGUCUGGACGAGACGGACUGCGAGGUGGAAUUCCUGACUAGCUCAGACACGGACUUGCUCCUAGAGGACUGUAAACCUUCUGAUUUCAAAUACGACCUUCCUGGCAGGCGAAGCUUCCGCGGGUGUGGGCAGAUCAACUACGCCUAUUUUGACACCCCAGCAGUUUCUGCCACAGACCUCAACUGUGCGCCUGACCAAGGUGGAAGCGUGCCACAGCCCAACCCCCCACCCCCACAAGCCCACCGAAGGUUAAGAAGGUCUCACUCAGGCCCGGCUGGCUCCUUUCACAAGCCGGCCAUACGGGUAUCCAGCUACGCACACGCAGCCUCUCCCAACUCCGACGAAGACAAACCCGAGGUGCCCCCUAGGAUCCCCAUCCCUCCCAGGCCGGCAAAGCCCGAUUACAGGCGUUGGUCAGCAGAGGUGACGUCCAGCACCUACAGCGACGAGGACAGGCCCCCCAAAGUGCCCCCCCGGGAGCCUGUGUCCCGGAGCAGCUCGCGCACGCCGAGCCCCAAGAGCCUGCCUUCAUACCUCAAUGGGGUCAUGCCCCCGACACAGAGCUUUGCCCCUGACCCCAAAUACGUUAGCAGCAAAGCGCUGCAGAGACAGAACAGCGAGGGCUCAGCCAGUAAGGCUCCCUGCAUCCUGCCCAUUAUUGAGAACGGCAGGAAGGUGAGCUCCACUCACUAUUACCUGCUGCCUGAGAGGCCGCCCUACAUGGACAAGUACGAGAGGUUCUUCAGGGAAGCGGAAGAAGUGGGCACGAGCGCCCACCUGCAGCCCUUGCCUGCCGACUGCAGAACAGUCUCCACCAUGGAGAAGCUGGACUCCAAAGCCAGGGUGCAGCUGGGUGGCCACGGGAAGCGCAAGCACCCCGCCUAUGUGGUGUCCCCGUAGACGGGGCUCCACGUGGGGAGGGCGCCUGAGCCUCGGCUCUCACCUUGCCAGCUGGACGUCGCAGCGAAGUGUUGCUGAUUGCGAAAUCGAGUUGUUGAACUCUGUCUUAAUGAGAGGCUGAGGGCGGUUGGGAGGUGCUGUGAGGCCGAGAACCCCUGAGUCGGUUAGCGUUGGAGAGAAGUGUGUCCGAGGCCAUGAUCCCAAGCCGUGGCAGCAAGGCAGGGAGGAGGGGCGGCCUUGCUGCGAGUGCGUGCAUUAUAUACCCUUGUGUACACUUGUGGUCCAGCCAUAGGCUGUAGUUGCAGGCUAACCAGCUAGUUACUAUCCUAGAGUAAUAUAUAUCCAGAAUGCUAGACUCAAGCGGCAGUGAGCAGAGGAAAGGAGAAGCAGUGUUGAGAUCAGAAUCCCAGCAAG
Ochotona princeps (American pika) is the source of this 1973-nucleotide messenger RNA. It is a transcript of the gene ERRFI1, whose product is annotated as ERBB receptor feedback inhibitor 1. The transcript is spliced from 4 exons. NCBI's taxonomy places the organism in Eukaryota, Metazoa, Chordata, Mammalia, Lagomorpha, Ochotonidae. Gene Ontology annotation, cellular component: extrinsic component of cytoplasmic side of plasma membrane. Gene Ontology annotation, biological process: regulation of keratinocyte differentiation; negative regulation of epidermal growth factor receptor signaling pathway. The record is from RefSeq and is a predicted model, not a curated record. Bases 177 to 1559 code for a protein of 460 amino acids.